Molecule: messenger RNA, 3052 nt
Organism: Heterotrigona itama
Lineage: Eukaryota; Metazoa; Arthropoda; Insecta; Hymenoptera; Apidae
Source: the annotation of a GenBank genome assembly
AUGCCAGACGUGACAAUUAAUAAUGUUAUUGUAAGUUUCCCUUUUAAACCAUAUCCGAUACAAGAGGAAUAUAUGGCAAAAGUGAUAGAAUGUCUUCAAAAUAAUAAAAAUGGUGUUUUGGAAUCUCCAACCGGCACUGGAAAGACACUCAGCCUUUUGUGUUCAUCUUUAGCUUGGUUAUUGACAAAGAAAGCUCAAUUACAAGCACAAUCAUUAAUUGGUGCAAUUGAGAAACCUGAUUUUAGUGGACAUUUUUUUAAACAAUUAAAUAAUGAACUUAAGGAAGGUGCAGGAAAUUCUGUGUCUGUCAAUAAUUUUAAUUGGACAGCACCGAAAAUUAUCUAUGCGUCUAGAACUCAUUCACAGCUUUCACAAGCAAUGCAAGAAUUAAAAAGGACUUCGUACAAAUAUUUAAGUGCAACUGUUUUAGGAUCUAGAGAUCAGCUUUGUAUUCAUCCAGAAAUUUCCAAAGAAACCAAUAGUUCAAAUAAGAUAUACAUGUGUCAUUCUAAAAUAAAAUCUAGAACAUGUUUAUAUUACAACAAUGUUGAAAACAGGAAAGAUGAUCAUUUUUUUAAACAGGAAAUACUUGACAUAGAAGAUUUAGUAAAAGCUGGACAAAAAUUUAAAUGUUGUCCAUAUUUCUUAUCCAAAGAACUUAAGCAAAAUGCUGAUAUUGUUUUUAUGCCAUAUAAUUAUUUACUAGAUUCAAAAUCACGAAGAACACAAGGUAUAGAUAUACAAAAUAAUGUUAUUCUCUUAGAUGAAGCACAUAAUAUUGAGAAAACAUGUGAAGAGGCAGCUUCAUUACAGAUAUGUAGUACAGAUAUUGCAAUGUGCAUUGAUGAAAUAACAGCUGUAAUGGAAAAUAUGGCUAGCGAUAUUGAACAACAAAAUGAUUUUUUAAUAGACAGUUCAACAAAUACUCAAAAAGAUUUUACUGCGGAUGACUUGUGCAUUUUAAAAACUAUGUUUCUAGAACUAGAAAAAGCUAUUGAUGCAAUAGAAAUUCUAAAACGUGAUGAGGGAGAUACACUGCCUGGUGGAUACAUCUUUGAAUUAUUGGAGAAGGCACAAUUAACCCAUGGCAAAGAACAAUUUGUAAUAGAGAAGUUAGAGAAAAUUGCUUUUUAUUUAACAACUACAAGUAUUUCUCCAUUUACAAGAAAAGGUAAUGCACUUCAAAAAUUCAGUGAUCUAUUAAAAACUGUAUUUAGCAAUGGUAAUAGUGUACGCUAUAAAGAAAAGAUCAAAGAAUGUUAUAAAGUAUAUAUUCAACUAGAGGAACAGAAAAAAACAAAACAAAAUGAAGUUUGGGAAAAAAAAAAAUUACCUUUAAAAAAUGAAAGCAAAGUUAUUAGUUACUGGUGUUUCAGUCCUGGAUUUAGUAUGCAACAAUUAAUGGACCAAGGCAUACAUUCAAUAAUAUUAACAAGUGGUACACUAUCUCCUUUGAAACCUUUCAUAUCUGAACUUGGAAUACCAAUUGAAAUUCAACUAGAAAAUCCGCAUAUUGUAAAAGGAGAUCAAAUUUGUGUCAGUGUUCUUAGUCAAGGACCUGAUGGUUAUUUAUUAAAUUCUUCUUUUAAUACGAGGAAUGAUCCAAAAUAUAUAGCAUCUCUUGGACGAACAGUAUUUAAUUUUAGUUGUCUUAUUCCUCAUGGUCUAUUAGUUUUUUUUCCUUCGUAUCCAAUAAUGAAAAAGUGUAAAGAAGAAUGGCAAAAUGCAGGUUUGUGGACUAAAAUUGCAGAUCGUAAACCUAUAUAUGUGGAACCACAAUACAAAGAUGGUUUUGUAAAUGUUAUGAAUGAGUAUUAUCAAAAAAUUAAAGAUCCCUCUUCUAAAGGAGCUAUUUUCAUGGCAGUUUGUAGAGGUAAAGUGAGCGAAGGACUUGAUUUUGCUAAUGCAAAUGGAAGAGCUGUAUUAAUUACAGGUCUUCCAUUUCCACCUUUAAAAGAUCCAAGAGUUAUAUUAAAACAGCGGUAUUUAGAGGAAAUAAAAAAACGAGAUAAAGAGACUUUGUCUGGUCAACAGUGGUAUCAACUGGAAGCAUCACGUGCUGUUAAUCAAGCCAUUGGCCGUAUAAUACGUCAUAAAAAUGAUUAUGGAGCUAUAAUUCUUUGUGACUGUCGAUUUGAUAAUCCAAGUUUUAAAAAACUUUUAUCCACUUGGCUCAGACCUCAUAUAAAAAAUUUCACUUCUUUUGGUAUUAUUGUGAAAGAAUUAAAAGAUUUUUUUAGAUAUGCGAAAUACACUUUUCCACAACCGAACUUAACUGAUGUAGAAUCAGCAAAUAGUCAUGUUUCAUUACCAGCAUUAUCAGCAUCAUUUGAUACAAUAAUGUCUCGCACAGUCAAAGUUACUUCAAAACAAAAAAUUGAAAAUUCUCCAACUGAAGAUACCUUCAAUAUUGAUCAUUAUACUAAGAAAGAUGAGAAAGAUAAACAAUUGAUUGAAGCACAAAAAAAGGACUUAUUUGAACUUUUAAAGACAGAAUCAAAGCCUGUAAUUAAUUUCAAUGACUGUAAAUUAAAAAAUGAUUAUACUAUUUAUGAAUUAACAAAAAAUAUCAGUGAACCAGCCACAAAAAAAAGAAAAAUAAAGAUGUUACCAAUAGAAGUUAACGAACAUUUAUCUGUUCCUUCAACUUCUUCUUGUAGUGAACAUGCAGACAAUACAAAGUAUUUUCAACAAAUAUUUGAAGAAACUAACAAUGAUACUGAUAAAAAAGCUUUUGGCAAAGCGUAUUUGAAAGAGAUGUCUUAUUUUAUGUUCUGGAUUAAUAAGAUCCAAUAUUUGGCCUUCUAAUAAUGUUUCUAUCUCUGAAGAUAGUGGAAUAGCAUUAAUUUCUUCCAAUGUUAUUUUUAAAUCUGUUUUUACUUGCAAUACAAUAUUUGACUCUAACAAUACACUAAGAUGUUGUUUAAUAUUCUUCUUAAAACUUGAUACACCAAGAAUUGGUGCACCCACUGCAUUGUUUACUAGCAAUAUUGCAGAUCCUAUGAUGCUUAAUCUGCUAGUCUUAUCACGCAAUUCCAGUAAUCUACUUUGA